CCCCUGUGGAAACGCCAGAACGCUCCUCCAUCCCAAGGCUUGAAGCCGAAGCCGAAGCCGAAGCCACCGGUGCUGCGUCCCGUAGACCUCCCUGAGGUUUCGUGCGGCGUCGGUCGUUCGCCUGCAAGCAAGCAAGCAAGCAAUGGGGUGUAAGGCGUGCGAGAAGCCCAGGCCGAGCUACCGGAAGGGGCUGUGGUCGCCGGAGGAGGACCAGAAGCUCCGCGAUUACAUUCUCCGGCACGGCCACGGCUGCUGGAGCGCGCUUCCCGCUAAAGCCGGGCUCCAGCGGAACGGCAAGAGCUGCAGGCUGCGGUGGAUCAACUACCUGCGGCCGGGGCUGAAGCACGGCAUGUUCUCGCCGGAGGAGGAGGAGACGGUGAUGAGCCUCCACGCCGCCCUCGGCAACAAGUGGUCGAGGAUCGCACGGCAUUUGCCGGGGAGGACCGACAACGAGGUCAAGAACUACUGGAACUCCUACCUCAAGAAGAGGGUCGAGGGCGGCAAGGGAGCGCCCAACUCGCCCACGCCGGCGGCGGCGAGCUCCGCCGCGGACUCAGACGGGUCUCAGAGCCCGAGCCCAGGGGAGGUUAUUAGUACGGUGCAGGAACGGGCCAGCCGGCCAUCGAACUCCGCCGGCUCAUCGGAGCCGCCGCACGAGUCGUCGUCGGCCGACUCGAGCUGCCUGACCGUGACCGAGCCUCCUGCCUGCAGGGCCUACGCGCCCGUGGCUCCCAAGGUGAUGUUCGCAGAUUGGCUCAACAUGGACUACAUCGGUGGCCAGAUGGGGGCGGCGGCGGCGGCGGCACCUGGUCCGGAAGCUGCGGGGGUGGUUGGUGCGGGUGCGGGUGUGGGUGCAGGAGGCGGCGGCGAUCAUUGUCAGGUGAUGAGCCAGGGGUCAUCGGCGCAGGUCGAUGGGCCACCCGGCGUGGAGGAUUCCCUGCACGGCGGCUUCGGCGACAACGGCACCUGCUGGGAGUUCCUGGAGCAGUUCGACAGCAUGGAUCAGAUGCAGGUGGGCGGCGGCGGCGGCUUCUGCGACCUGCUCUCCAUGACCGAGUUCUUCGCACUCAACUAGGGCGUGCAUCGCCAAGGGAGAAGGAGGAGGAAUAUAGAGUUUCUUGGAUUUGUUAGACGUUUCGUCAGGUUAUUAAGAGGCGCGUUUGUAAUGCUGCUGCAGUGUAAAUUAUGGCCGUCUAUGUAUGCGUAGAGCAAUUUGACAGCGUAUAUAUAUACAUACAUAUUUAUAUAUAUGCAGGUGCAUGUGCAGUGCAACGCUGUCCGCCUAGCUUGGCUCGGAGAGUAGAGCACCGACAGUAAGAUGGAAAGGGUUCAAGAAGAAUGCACAUGUUGUUGCUCAUUUGAUAUACUA
Messenger RNA from Hordeum vulgare subsp. vulgare (domesticated barley), 1369 nucleotides. RefSeq names its product transcription factor LAF1-like. Bases 143 to 1075 code for a protein of 310 amino acids. The record is from RefSeq and is a predicted model, not a curated record. The transcript has 3 exons. NCBI's taxonomy places the organism in Eukaryota, Viridiplantae, Streptophyta, Magnoliopsida, Poales, Poaceae.